CAUGGGAGGAGGGAGGAGGGAAGGGCGAGAAGAGGAGAGGUGCGGGGGUCGAAGCGCCGGGUUGAGCCGCGUUCGACAAUAAGUAGCUUGGCUCGACGAGAGUGGGUCGAUGUCGAUGUCGAGAGAGAGAGAGAGUGAGUGAGUGAGUGAGAGGGAGGUCGGAGGAGGAGUAGAUGAUGAGGAGGACGAGUGGACCGAGAUUUGUACACAGACCGGAGAGACGCGUGGCGCGGACGGGGUUUAUUGUCCUCGCAGCGAGUGUCGUGCCAUCGCCUUGCCUGGCCACCUUCCCUGCCCCCCACCAGUAUUGUUCACCCAGCGCCUGCAGGGCAUGUAGGGCACCCUUCAAAAUUGAGGGCCUCUUCAGGUGCCUCUUCCGGCACUUCGGGAGAGGCCACCCCGGGACGCGACCAUGUUCUGGGUCAGUGCCUGGCACGUGGGGCUUCGUCCACACUUCCGCUCCAGCGCUCCAUCGUAUGCUGUCGUGCAUGGUGCAUGCAUGGUCCCACCAACGCACAAACAUGCGCAUGUCUUGCCGCGCUAUUGUGCUAUUGUGCGCACCGACCGAUCCAUGAUAGUGGAUCUGGCCGACGUGGACGGGCGGAUGGGCGAGAGACAGUUAGUUGGCUAUUAGCCAGGGAGCUGCGGAGGCGCAGUGGUGCCAUGGAAUUGCGUGUGCGCGGUUGGACGAUGCGGCGA
Messenger RNA from Cutaneotrichosporon oleaginosum, 699 nucleotides. RefSeq lists its product as uncharacterized. Lineage: Eukaryota; Fungi; Basidiomycota; Tremellomycetes; Trichosporonales; Trichosporonaceae. The record is from RefSeq and is a predicted model, not a curated record.